Messenger RNA from Brassicogethes aeneus, 1031 nucleotides. The record is from the annotation of a GenBank genome assembly. Lineage: Eukaryota; Metazoa; Arthropoda; Insecta; Coleoptera; Nitidulidae.
CACACAACGUAAACAUAACCUAUCAGUCAUGCGAACAUAACCUAGUUGUUUCAGAUGGAGACCCCUAUUUUAAGCAAAAAUCAACAGAAAAACGCGCUCUCUUCGAAAAAAAAGUCGAGGGUGACCAUAAAGAAUGUGGUGGCUUCGCCGUACAACUGUUUCUGGCCUCAAAUUUCGCACGAAGAUAAUACAAAGUUAACGGGGGCGUUGGAAAAAUAUUUGCCACGCAUUAAAACACCAAGAACUAGCGUGCCAUGGGAUAUUCUAAAAUCUGUUCCAAGGGGCGAAAGAAAACAGUUUCGUGAAGAUUACAGUGAUGUAAAAGUUGAAAAUAAAAAACCUGAGAGUUUUGGAAUUGUUUUUGGGGUAAAUGACGUCACAAAAUGCUUGGAAAAAAAUGAAUUGGAUUCAGUUUUAAUAUCCAGUGACGUCCAACCAAGAUUGAUGGUGGGGCAUGUGAUAGAUAUGUGUGUAUUAAAUAAUUGUAAUGUUUUGAUUGUGGAAGAGUUAAGAAAUAAAUUAAAGGCAACAUGUGGUUUUAACAGUGUUGUUGUAGGGUUUAAACGCAGCAUUCACAUAAAUAGUGAUUUAAAUUUUGUUCUUGUUGAGGUGAAACAUAUUUCUCAGCAUCACCCUGUACCUACUGAUCAUAUAAAUUAUUAUAAGAGAAAUAAUGCAGAUGUUCAAAAAGAUGUUGUUAGUGGUAGUAGUGGUGAAAGUAAAAUUAAAAAACGUGUGAUAUCUGUAAUAGAUGUGGAAGCAAUUCAAAAAAGUGUAUAUUUGCUUAGAAAUUCCAAUGAAAAGAGAACUUUUGUACCUACUGAGUCAUCAUCAUCAAAAGAUAACCCUAAAGUGAAUGAUAACUUUUUGUCAUUUGGGGAAAAUAUGGACACAAGCAAAUCUUUAAAAAUAGUUAAAAAUUAUAAACCUUUGGUUGUGAAAAGGUUAAAGGGGAAUCCCAAAAGAAGCAAGAAAAAUAAAUAGGUAUGUUUAAUAAUAGUCAUUUUUUUUAUUAAAAUAUCUGCUGGAGC